AUGUCUACAGUAACCGCAACAGCGCUCCAAAGCGCCCAUCCCCCCACGAUACCCCUCCCAUUCAAUUCCAACCAGCCAGAGACCAUCCGCCUAUACCCUCUAUCGAACUACACAUUUGGCGUUAAGGAGACGCAGCCAGAGGAGGACCCUUCCGUCAUCGCGCGGUUGAAGCGCCUGGAGGAGCACUACUCGGCACAUGGCAUGCGCCGAACAUGCGAGGGAAUCCUCGUCUGCCACGAGCACAACCAUCCGCACAUCUUGAUGCUGCAGAUAGCAAACGCCUUUUUCAAGCUACCUGGCGACUACCUGCGACCCGAAGAUGACGAGGUCGAGGGCUUCAAGGCGCGCUUAGAUGAGAGACUGGCGCCCGUGGGUAGAUUAGGCGAGGGCGAGGAGGCUGGCAACUGGCAGGUUGGCGAUUGUCUAGCUCAGUGGUGGCGGCCCAACUUCGAGACCUUCAUGUAUCCUUUCAUUCCAGCCCACGUCACGCGACCAAAGGAGUGCAAGAAGCUAUAUUUCAUCCAACUCCCAGAGAGCAAGAUACUCAGCGUCCCGAAGAACAUGAAACUACUUGCUGUUCCUCUUUUCGAGCUUUACGACAAUACUGCCCGCUAUGGACCGCAACUCUCAGCUAUUCCACACCUCCUCAGCCGAUAUAACUUUGAGUUUGUUAAUGAGAACGGCGAGGUUGUGGCUGCGACGCCUGGUACCGGUCCAGAGGGAUACGUGCCCAAGACGAAGGUGUUGUCGGGCGGCGACGAAGACAUGAAAGACGUGAGAGCGGAGAACGGUACGAACUAA
Molecule: messenger RNA, 801 nt
Organism: Xylaria bambusicola
Lineage: Eukaryota; Fungi; Ascomycota; Sordariomycetes; Xylariales; Xylariaceae
Product: cleavage and polyadenylation specific factor 5
Exons: 2
Coding region: 1-801 (266 amino acids)
Cellular component (GO): mRNA cleavage factor complex
Molecular function (GO): mRNA binding
Source: RefSeq, a predicted model, not a curated record